Molecule: messenger RNA, 1166 nt
Organism: Diorhabda sublineata
Lineage: Eukaryota; Metazoa; Arthropoda; Insecta; Coleoptera; Chrysomelidae
Exons: 3
Coding region: 210-638 (142 amino acids)
Biological process (GO): sleep; positive regulation of voltage-gated potassium channel activity; regulation of synaptic transmission, cholinergic
Source: RefSeq, a predicted model, not a curated record
AUUUAUUUAACUUUUAACGUUAUAAACGGCCUCUUCCGGCGUUUUGAUAUAAUUCGUUGACGCGCACUCUCUGUAUUCAUUUCUUUCUCGCGAGGCCGUCUCUCUUUGCCUUCCAUCACGUCCUUUGCGGCCCUUUCAGUGUCCUUUUGUUCCAAAUUUUAUUCCGCAAUUCCUAUCGAUCCGAUAAAUAUAUCCAUACGCACACAAAAAUGAAUCAGUGGCAGUGUUUUUUUGGAUUGUUAGUUAUUGCCGUGGUUUGUAUUCAAAAAAGUACCGGGUUAUCAUGUUAUGAUUGUAACAGUGUUAACGAUAAACGGUGCCUUGGAGAUGAAAAUAACAAACUUACAGAGGACAUGAAGAAACCGUGCCCAGAAAGGAAAGGAAAACCUUACUCUUUGUGUAGGAAAAUCAAACAAGUCAUCGACUUUGAAGUCAACGGUCUAUUACCAGAUAGCAGAGUAAUCAGAGCGUGCGGAUAUGAAGACAGCACUUACAAUAAUCGAUGUUAUCAACGAUCAGGAUUCGGUGGAAGGCAAGAAGUUUGCGCAUGUGAAACUGACGAUUGUAACGGAAGUUACACCAUUUUGGCGUCGUUUUCUCUUGUUUUUGGUUUGGUUUUACUGAAACUCAAUUUUUAAAUUUAGAAAUAGGAAAAAAAAAUGUUUGUUUGAUAUAUAAAAUCAUACUUAUUUCAUUAAAAGUUGGUUUUUGUGGCCCAGAACGCUAUAAUUGUUAAUGGUAAUCAAUUUUAAGUAGUGAUUGUUAAAUAUAGGAACAAAUUUGUUUCUUUCGUGAUUUAGUGAUUAGCAAUAAAUUGUUAAAAAUUCAUUUUUAUAUUGAAUUUAUACAAGAUAAUUUCAAGUAGAAAUGCCAAUAAAUGUUUUUAUUUCGUAUGAGCGUUAUUGUCAAUACAUUUUGACAAAUGUUCGAAAUUUGGUUAAAUUUAAGACAAUUAGAAAUUGACGUCAUCUAUAUUUCAGGUCCUUUAUGUAUUGAAUAUUGUAUUAAAUUAACACAGACAAUUAUAAACGCAAUUCGAACUAGUUUUAAGUGUUGUUUUUGUAGAUACUGAUCAAAUCGCUUCAUUGGAAUGUUAAUUGUAAAUAAAACUGCCACAAUCAAUGAUAAUUAUGUGAAAUUGAAUGAAUAAAAUAUUUAGUAACGAG